Messenger RNA from Emericellopsis cladophorae, 1725 nucleotides. RefSeq lists its product as uncharacterized. Gene Ontology annotation, molecular function: membrane insertase activity. The record is from RefSeq and is a predicted model, not a curated record. The transcript has 4 exons. Gene Ontology annotation, biological process: mitochondrial respiratory chain complex IV assembly; protein insertion into mitochondrial inner membrane from matrix. Bases 1 to 1725 code for a protein of 574 amino acids. NCBI's taxonomy places the organism in Eukaryota, Fungi, Ascomycota, Sordariomycetes, Hypocreales, Bionectriaceae. Gene Ontology annotation, cellular component: mitochondrial outer membrane; mitochondrial inner membrane.
AUGGCCUACGAAGACUCCGCCAAUCCGCUCGCCGAGUCUGGCGUGACGAUGCGCUCCGACAGCGAGCACUAUAGCGAGGAGCCCUCCGCGUCCCCGUCGUCCUCAGAUUCGCCGGUUAUUGUAUAUAAGCCGCCUACUGUCUGGUCACUGUUUCGUGGUGCCGCCAUCAACCUGGUUCUGCCGUUCAUCAAUGGCAUGAUGCUGGGAUUUGGAGAGCUCUUUGCGCAUGAGGCUGCCUUCCGAUUAGGUUGGGGCGGCACAAAGUAUCAUUUCCACAGGAUCGCCACAAUGCUUCCAAGUCGAGGCAUGCUGCGUUCGUCCGGGGCCCAGCGACAGCUUCUCGUCAAAGCCGCCGGCCAUGGUCGCGGCUUUGGUACGUUGCGACCCGCCGUCCACGGCUCGAGGUCCAGCCCCCUCGCGACGCUGAAGUCCAAGACGGUCGCUCCCCUUGCCCUGGGCUCGGCAGCCUCCGCUCGUCACCUCUCCCUCUGGGGCUACGGCAGCAAAAAGUCGGAAGCCGCGCCGUCCACGAACCCGAUCGAGUCCUCCGCCGCCGAGUCCGGACAGAAGCUCGCUUCCGAGGCGAAUGCGCAGUCUGUGCCCAUUGAUGCUACCCCUGCGUCGUCUACGACCUCGCCGCCCGCCGACCUGUCUGCCAUCAGCGACAUUGUCAAUGAGUCGACCGGCAGCAGCAGCAGCAGCGGCUACGAGAUCCUCUCGCGCUCGCAGGACUACAUUGGCUACCUGCACGACCUGGGCCUGAACUAUGGCUGGGGCUUCACCUCCAGCAUGCAAUGGGUUAUUGAGCACAUCCACGUCUGGAGCGGCCUGCCCUGGGGCCUGUCCAUUAUGGGCGCGGCCGUCGCCUUGCGCGUGGCCAUGUUCUACCCCAUGAUCAGGAGCACCGCCUUUGCUGCGCGCACGAGGCGGAUGCAGGAGGAUCCCAGGCACGAGAAGGUCAAGGAGCUGAUGAAACCCGGCGUCAUGUCGGACCCCGUGAAGACCCAACAGAUCAGGGCCGUCCAGGGCGUCCUGAAGCAGGAGUACAAUGUUCCGGCCAGCGGCAUCCUGUGGGGAUUCCUCCCCAUCCCAUUCUCGUUCGGCUUGUUCCGAGCUGUGUCGGGCAUGACCAACCUGCCCGUGCCCGGGUGGGAGUCUGCUGGCUACCUCUGGUUCCAAGAUUUGACAGCCACUGACCCCUACUUUAUCUUGCCGAUUAUCACCGCCGGCCUAAUGUCUCUGACAAUGCGCGUGAACCGCAAAAAUACGGCGGUGUCACAGCGUGCCACAAUGGACAAGAUUUCCUGGGUACUCUUCCCCGUCAUCGUCUUUGCGACCUGCUGGUUGUCCGCGGCCGUCAACCUCAUGGGUGUGGCCUUUGGUGGUUCCACCCUCGCCGCGACCGCCCUCCUCAACAUGAACACUGUCCGGCGGUUGUUCCGUAUCCCGCUCGCCGACAACGACACCCCCACGAAGCCGGUGGCAACGUACACGGCCCCGCGUGACCCCACUGCACCUGUCGCUGUCGAGAAGACGGGCACCCAGUCGAUCCGUGCCGGCUUCGACAACCUGGUCAAGUCUGUCAAGGAGCAGGGCAGCAGCAUCAUGCCGACAGGGCAGAAGGAGGAGCAGGAAGAGAAGGCCCGGAAGCAGAGGAUCCAGAAGGCGGAGGAGAUGGCUGCGGCGCAAAGGGAGCGGGACUUUAUCAACAAAUACAAGAAAUGA